UAAAAAAUGGCAUUGAUUCAUGACAAUUUUUUCUGGAAGCAUCUAAUUCUAUGAACUAGUCUAUUUCUGAUUCAUUCUGAUAAAAUAUUUUUAUUCAAACAUCAAAAAUAAUAAACACAUAAAAUAUAUACUUUAAAAAAUUGAUCUUUCCUCUGAAAAGUUACAUUCUAAAUUCCUAGAAUUACCAGCUUCUCAAAAUGUUAGACCAAAUUGAGGAUAAUAAGAAAUCUCAAAUAAAGCAAAAACAAGUUGAGGACCAAUUAAAUGAACUGUUACACAGCUCAGCAAUAGAUUAUUCCUGAACAGUGAUUAAGAAAUAACAUAAUAGUUAUAAAUAGUUUCUUACAUCCGAUUUUUCCUUAUAAAGUGAGAAGGAGAUACGAAAAUAGCAUUCUUUGCCAAAAAAUGUUGAAGCUGGGAAAAAUUGGGCAAAAUGUUAAAGAAUGAAAGAUAUGGCAUACUUCAGGAGGAUACCCACAAACGGAAUUUAGCAAGAAGGAAUUCUACAGUGUGUUUAAUAAAUUAACAGAGGAUUUGUCAAUAUAAAAGUGCGCAGAUUUUUAAUAAAUGGACCCAAAACGAUAGCUGACUUUCCUUCAAAGGGAAUGAGUUCGUUUUGAAAAAUUUUGAACAAAGGAACUUCAUCCAUUUGUUUUGAGAAGUUAUAUUUUCCUAGAAAGCAGAUGCAAAGAAUCAUUUCUGCCUGAACUAGUUGUGAGCAAAUGAGAUUCUCAUUUUGAAUUGUUCGUAUUGAAAAUGCAAAAUUUAGAACUACUUUUAGAAACAAGAUUUCAAUACUAAGUUUUCUUAAUUGAGAAGGUGUUAAUAAAAGUGAUUGGGAUGAAUAUUCAGGCAAAGUCUAUUAUUUACUUAAAGCUAUAUCUCAAUCAGGUUUGAGAAAGAGGCUUGAAGAAUUAAAUCUUGGCCAAACAAUUCUUAAGAAAGAGACCGUCAUGAAUUGGACUAAUGAAUUAGGUCUAGAAGACAUGAAGAUUUCUUUUGAGCCCGAAGAGAAUUAAUGUAGGAGUUACAAUCUUAUAAAAUGAG
This is a messenger RNA of Moneuplotes crassus, 1047 nucleotides long. The record is from the annotation of a GenBank genome assembly. Lineage: Eukaryota; Ciliophora; Spirotrichea; Euplotida; Euplotidae.